AUGUCGUACGCCUCUGUUGCUGCUCACAAUGCGCCCCCGUCCUCUGAACAGGUGCACCACAGACUGACUCCUCCAUGGGCCUCUCCUGACCUCAGUUCCCAGCCACACGCCGACCCCGCCCUCCUCACCACAGAACCUCCUUCCGCGAGCAACAUCGCCGACGACGCUGCAAAGGUCAACAUUGUCUCUCCAGACUUCCGUGCUCACCCUGCCACUGUCACCUCUGUUGGAAACAUAGCGUCCGACUCCCCGCCAGAGCAUCCCUCGCCUGGCGCCCCUCGCAGCCCAAAGGGCAAUGCCAGGAAGUACCUGCGCGAUGCAGAGCAGGAGGGCUCCUACCUCUGGAAUCUCACAAAGCACUACCUCUUCCGCCCUAGUGUUGCUGGUGGCGUCCUCGGCCUGUUGAAUGUCGGCCUCAUAAGUACCGCAGGUUACGCAUACUAUACUAAGCCCCACCUCCAUCGUGAUUCGCGCGCGCUCGCAUCGACUGCAGCCGCCGCCCUCCUCCUUCUCUCUGCCGAGUCGUAUGCUGCUGAAAAAUACAGCCAAACUCCCGCAGGUCAGGCCGAGGAGCGCAAAGUCAAGAAAGAGGGCGUCGCUCUUUAUCGUAAUGCCAGAGAGCACUUGCUUCGUCCCGGUGUCCUUGGUGGUCUCGUUGGUCUUGUCAACGCCAGUAUCCUUGGUACCCUUGGAUACUUCGCAUACACCGAGUGGGACCGUCCCCGCUGGGACAGACGUAUUGUCUCUGCAAUAUCUGCCGGUCUCCUCACGCUAUGGUCUGGAGAGGGAUAUCUGGCAGAACGUUACCGUGAGACCCGUCGUUGA
Fibroporia radiculosa is the source of this 825-nucleotide messenger RNA. RefSeq lists its product as uncharacterized. Bases 1 to 825 code for a protein of 274 amino acids. The transcript has 4 exons. The record is from RefSeq and is a predicted model, not a curated record. Lineage: Eukaryota; Fungi; Basidiomycota; Agaricomycetes; Polyporales; Fibroporiaceae.